CGGAGGGCUUCGUCAAGCUCCGGUUUCGUGCAGAGGAUGCUAGAGAUUGAGCGAGAGGAUGGCAAGAAGCGGCUUCUUCGGCUCACUGUGGACAGUGGCGGAUGCUCGGGGUUCCAGUAUAACUUUAGCUUGGAUGAGAAAGCCCAGUCGGACGAUCGUGUUUUUGAGAAAGAUGGUGCGACGCUGGUGGUGGAUGGAAUCUCUUUCGACUUUGUAAAAGGCUCUACGGUAGAUUUUACGGAAGAACUUAUGCGCUCGUCGUUUAUGGUUACGUCCAACCCCAACGCAUCCGCUGGCUGUGGUUGUGGAGCUUCUUUCGUCCGUAAACCAUAGAUGGUUCUAUAAUAGAGAAAAAGGAAACGAAUUUUGUCCCAGCAUUGGUGGAGUCUGAGCACGCGUGUAGAUAAGUUUGGAUUGACAGUUUGACACUUCUGUGUUGUAGGAAAACUGUCUGGCUUAAUGGCAGCAGUUUAGAUC
This is a messenger RNA of Selaginella moellendorffii, 477 nucleotides long. RefSeq names its product iron-sulfur assembly protein IscA-like 2, mitochondrial. Gene Ontology annotation, molecular function: 2 iron, 2 sulfur cluster binding; iron ion binding; 4 iron, 4 sulfur cluster binding. The transcript is spliced from 4 exons. NCBI's taxonomy places the organism in Eukaryota, Viridiplantae, Streptophyta, Lycopodiopsida, Selaginellales, Selaginellaceae. The record is from RefSeq and is a predicted model, not a curated record. Gene Ontology annotation, cellular component: mitochondrion. Gene Ontology annotation, biological process: iron-sulfur cluster assembly. Bases 37 to 333 code for a protein of 98 amino acids.